Hypoxylon fragiforme is the source of this 1839-nucleotide messenger RNA. Its product is annotated as WD40 repeat-like protein. Lineage: Eukaryota; Fungi; Ascomycota; Sordariomycetes; Xylariales; Hypoxylaceae. The coding region runs from base 1 to 1839 and encodes 612 amino acids. Gene Ontology annotation, molecular function: protein binding. Gene Ontology annotation, biological process: carbon catabolite repression of transcription. The record is from RefSeq and is a predicted model, not a curated record. Gene Ontology annotation, cellular component: cell tip; cell division site; nucleus. The transcript has 7 exons.
AUGCUUGUGCUACCGCCUCCGCCUAGGUAUCCGACGCAGGCAGCGUAUAAUGCCGCUGUUGCUGCCGGUCAUGCGACUCCCAUGGUCGAGACCAACAACAUUCUGUCGCACCCCGAGGACCAAUUUCUUGUAGGAGAGGGAACAUACGUCCUCAAGGAAGACCUGCUCCUCGCGACACCACCACCUCAUCCCUCCGAGGCCCCGGUGAUAAACCCCAACCCCUUAGCGACGACACCACAGCCAGCUACAACGGGAAGCAGAGUGUCUCUUCUCAGCUUAGAUAGCCGAACGCCGCCGCCCGCUCUCUUCAAGCUUACCCCGACCACAACUACACUAUCGCCGAGCAUCGCCGAACAUCCCAGCGAAGGACGAUACUCCAAUGACGCCAAGCUUAGUAGCGACGGUGAGGGACGAGGCACAUCAAUGAGUGAUGGAGGUCCGUCAACAUCGGCAACCGCCACAUCGGCGCCAGCUUUUGGUGAUGGUAAUGCUCUGCUAGUGCCAGAAAAGACUAAGGAUCCUAAUAAACGGCGCAAACCCAAGAAUAAUAUGACUAAGAGUAAUUCAUCAUUCAUCUCACGCGUUAUCAUUAACGAGACCUUCUCUAAGAAGAUCACCGAUCGACCGAGCGAUGGGCUAUUUGCUUUUGUCAACGUCAAUCGGGCUUUUCAGUGGCUAGACUUGUCGUCUCCGACGAAGGCCGACUACUUGACUAAGAUCUUAUUCACAAAGGCGCAUUGUUUAAGCCACGAUGUCAACUUAGUCACCAAAAGCCCUAGCCAUAUCGAUAUGAUCAUGGGCUUUUCAACGGGCGAGAUCAUCUGGUGGGAGCCCAUGUCUCAGCGAUAUACUAGACUGAAUAAGAAUGGCGUAAUUAAUAAGACACCGGUUUCCCAGAUCCGUUGGAUCCCGGGAGCUGAGAAUCUAUUCCUUGCAGCACAUAUGGAUGGCUCAUUGGUUGUAUACGACAAAGAGAAGGAAGAUGCCGUCUUCAACCCUGACGAGGAAGAGAACAAGUCUAACGGGGAUGUUUCUACUCCCAAGGUUGUUGACCAUUUCAAGGAGAUUAAAGUGCUGAAAUCAGUUCACUCAAAGAAUCAGAAGAGCAACCCUGUUGCCAUUUGGAAGCUGUCAAAUCAGCGGAUUAACGCGUUCGAAUUUUCCCCUGACAACCGUCAUUUAGCGGUAGUGUCUGAAGAUGGCACGAUGCGGAUUAUCGAUUAUCUUAAAGAAGAGCUGCUCGGAGUGUAUAAUGCGUAUUAUGGUGGGUUUACGUGUGUAUGCUGGUCGCCAGAUGGCAAAUAUGUCCUCACAGGGGGGCAAGACGACUUAAUAUCCAUAUGGUGCCCUUCAGAGACGACACUCAUAGCAAGAUGCCAAGGACAUCAAUCAUGGGUUACAUCGGUGGCCUUUGAUCCAUGGAGAUGUGAUGAGAGAAACUACCGCUUCGGUAGCGUGGGUGAGGAUUGUCGUUUAUGUCUCUGGGACUUCAACGUCGGAAUGUUGCACAAACCCAAGGCAACAGCUAGUCGACAGCGUGGGUCUAUUUCGUCUCGACUGCCGGUGCUACAGCGUGCCGAGACUCAAGGCACGUCUACUAGCAGGUUACGAUCAGACUCCAUUGUGUCAGGGCUAGAAGCGGAAGAAAACACGAUCAACCACCCUGUCGAGCCGCGAUCAAGAACGGCAAUAUUACCACCUGUGUUGACUAAGGUGGCCGACACGCAUCCACUUAGCUGGAUUGAGUUUACGGAGGACGCUAUCGUGACGAGCUGUAAGACAGGUCACAUCAGGACUUGGAACCGGCCAUCAGAUGCGCCGGCCCAAGCGGAUACUUGA